Molecule: messenger RNA, 1429 nt
Organism: Lepidothrix coronata (blue-crowned manakin)
Lineage: Eukaryota; Metazoa; Chordata; Aves; Passeriformes; Pipridae
Gene: OPRD1
Product: opioid receptor delta 1
Exons: 2
Coding region: 8-880 (290 amino acids)
Biological process (GO): G protein-coupled opioid receptor signaling pathway; neuropeptide signaling pathway
Cellular component (GO): membrane; neuron projection
Molecular function (GO): neuropeptide binding; G protein-coupled enkephalin receptor activity
Source: RefSeq, a predicted model, not a curated record
CACCAAGAUGAAGACAGCCACCAACAUCUACAUCUUCAACCUGGCGCUGGCCGACGCGGUGGCCACCAGCACGCUGCCCUUCCAGAGCGCCAAGUACCUCAUGGAGACCUGGCCCUUCGGGGAGCUGCUCUGCAAGGUUGUGCUCUCCAUUGACUACUACAACAUGUUCACCAGCAUCUUCACCCUCACCAUGAUGAGCGUGGACCGCUACAUCGCCGUGUGCCACCCGGUCAAGGCCCUGGACUUCCGCACGCCGGCCAAGGCCAAGAUCAUCAACGUCUGCAUCUGGGUGCUCUCCUCCCUCAUCGGGGUGCCCAUCAUGGUCAUGGCGGUCACCAAGACAAAAGAUGGGAUGGUGCUGUGCACCCUGCAGUUCCCCGACCCUCCCAUCUACUGGGACACCGUCACCAAGAUCUGCGUCUUCAUCUUCGCCUUCCUGGUGCCCAUCCUGGUCAUCACCAUCUGCUAUGGGCUGAUGAUCCUGCGCCUGAAGAGCGUCCGCCUCCUCUCGGGCUCCAAGGAGAAGGACCGGAACCUGCGGCGCAUCACGCGCAUGGUGCUGGUGGUGGUGGCCGCCUUCAUCAUCUGCUGGACCCCCAUCCACAUCUUCGUCAUCGUCUGGACGCUGGUGGACAUCGACAAGAAGAACCCCUACGUGGUGGCCAGCCUGCACUUCUGCAUCGCCCUGGGCUACACCAACAGCAGCCUCAACCCCGUCCUCUACGCCUUCCUGGACGAGAACUUCAAGCGGUGCUUCCGGGAGUUCUGCCUGCCCUUCCGAGCCCGCGUGGACCAGAACAGCUUCUCCCGCGCCCGGAACACCACGAGGGAGCGGGUGUCCACCUGCACGCCCUCGGAAGCCCCCAGCAAGCCGGCAUGACUAGGCGUGGGCAGCCCCCAGCGGGGCUGCCGGGGACGCGGAGGGGACGACCUGCGCUCGGAGGUCACCCAGGUCACCACCACGGAGUUCUGAGCAGAGCGGUGGCACCGCUGGGUGACGCCCCGGGGGUUGUGCCCACAAUGACUGCAAAGACUUUGGUCGUCCCGGAGAAGCGGGAUGGGGGAACUGGGACUCGCCAAGCGGCGUAAGGAGAGGAUCGGGACAAGAGGCAACCCGGGCAGAGCUGCUCUUGCUGCUGCUCCCACCUCAACCAAGGCCACCCAACGAGGGCUCUCACCCUCCCAAACGUGGCUCUCUGCAGAGCCCGGGACACCAGGACUGCAAUGUCCAUGUGCUUCACCUCCUGGCCAAGGUGGCACCAUAACCCAUGGCAAGAGGGGAAACGCUCCUGUGGCAUAAGGGGACUGUGCCAGGGGGUGAUUGUAGGACCGUGGAAUCAUUCAGGUUGGAAAAGCUCUCUGAGAUUGUGGAGUCCAACCAUCCCCCAGCACUGCCAAGGUCACCACUGCCCCAUGUCCCCGAGUGCCA